GAGAGAGAGGGGGGGUGGGGAGAGAGACAGAGACAGAGAGAGACAGAGAGAGAGAGAGAGAGGGAUAGAGAGGGAUAGAGAGGGAGAGUAUGCAACUUUCCGUUUCCAGGCAUCGCCGUGUCUCCUCCGGCUCAGCAGCCUGGUUAAAGAGAAGCAUUUGUCAGUUAUGGUUGAUCAGCGUUUCUUUCAUCCUCUCAAGUGCAUUAGAGACGGACGAGGGACGACGCUCUCCGUGAAUAGAUCCCGUGUCCUGUUCUCGUUUUGACGGAUUAAAAAAAAAAAGAAAAGAAGAAAGAAGAUGCGCUGAAAGACCUAACGAGCGCCCAUCUCCAUCGAUGUGCGUGAGAUGACAUUGAGGACACCUUAGCGGGACCGUGGGCCGGGGACAAUCCAUUGCAGGAAAAUGCAUCUUUGGAUUUCAUGUGUUUUGCUGAGUGCAGCGUCGGUGGGCACCGCUGAGAUGUUUGGCGGCUAUGGGGAAAUAUGUCAACGACUGUGUGCCUGCGAGGAGCGAGAGGGGAUACUUACAGUGAGCUGUGAAAACAGAGGAAUUGCGAGCCUCUCAGACAUAAGCCCAGUGUACUUCCCCCCGUAUCAUCUGCUGCUUACAGGCAAUCUUUUGAAAAAGCUGUCAGCCGAUGAUUUUGUUGAGUGCAAAGGACUCACAAUACUGCAUCUGGGAAAUAAUGACAUAUCGGAGGUUGAAGCAGGAGCUUUCAAUGGACUUCAGGGAUUAAGGCGCUUACAUCUCAACAACAACAAAAUUGAUGCCUUGAAGGAGGAGUUUUUCUUUGGCCUUGAGAGUCUGGAAUAUCUGCAACUUGAUUAUAAUUAUAUCACUCACGUGGCACCAAAUGCCUUCAGCAGGCUUCGGCAUCUGGAGGUCCUGAUUCUGAAUGACAACUUAAUAUCAACGCUGCCUGUGAACAUUUUCCAGCAUGUACCAUUGACUCAUUUGGACUUAAGGGGGAACCAGCUCAAAGUACUUCCGUACUCAGGUCUGCUGGAGCACAUGAACAGUGUUGUGGAGUUACAGCUGGAGGAGAACCCGUGGAACUGUUCCUGUGAGCUGAUUGCUCUCAAAACCUGGCUGGAGAGCAUAUCGUACACGGCGUUAGUCGGCGAUGUUGUUUGCGAGUUCCCUUUUCGGCUUCAUGGGAGAGAUGUUGAUGAGGUCUCAAAACAGGAGUUAUGCCCGAGGAGGGCCAUCGCUGAAUAUGAGAUGCCACCCCUGCCACAUUUGAGCAGUGAUGCAUACUUCAGGACCACGCCAACUCUACUUACGGCUUCCUUCACUUCAUCUGGGAUUGCACGGUCCUCAUCAAGGCCCACCAAGGCACCUAGGCAAUCUGGCAAAUUAAAAUCAAGACCCACUGCCCGCAUUUCAUCUAAUAAGCCACAAAAUUAUGGGCAAAUAAUUUCAUAUCAGACCAAAUCCCCCGUGCCUUUAGAUUGCCCGUCUGCCUGCACCUGCAACCUUCAAAUUUCAGACCUCGGCCUGAAUGUGAACUGCCAGGAGCGAAAGAUUGAGCAUAUAUCUGACUUAAAUCCCAAACCUUACAAUCCCAAAAAGAUGUAUCUCACAGGGAAUUACAUCCCUGUCGUGCGUCGAUCAGAUUUUAUUGAGGCAACUGGACUAGAUUUGCUUCACCUUGGUAACAAUCGAAUAGCUCGCAUACAUGACAGAGCGUUUGGUGAUUUGACACAUCUAAGAAGACUUUACCUCAAUGGGAAUUUGAUAGACCAUCUCACAGCUGAUAUGUUUUAUGGGUUGGAAAGUCUACAGUUCUUAUAUUUAGAAUACAAUGUCAUUAAAGAGGUUGCUCCUGACACCUUUCAGCAUGUAGCCAAACUCCAGCUUCUUUUUCUGAGCAAUAACCUCCUGAAAACUUUACCGGUGGGAACAUUUAAUGGCCUGACACUAGCCAGACUAAACCUUCGCAGCAACCACCUGCGAUAUCUGCCAGCCCGCGGUGUACUUGAUCAGCUUACAUCACUGGUGCAAGUCGAUUUGUAUGAGAAUCCCUGGGAUUGCUCUUGUACCAUAUUGGAGUUGAAGAUGUGGCUGGAGCAGCUUAGCACAGGCACAGUUGUCAACAAUGUCAUCUGUGGCUCACCUAAGAGACUAGCUGGGGAGGAUAUGAGAUACAUUAAGACAUCUAAUUUCUGCCCUAAUAACUCUGAUGUACUUGCCUCCAUGAUCCCGCCCUCUGAAGAAUCUUUCCCUGGCAGCACUAUCACCAUAGAAACAUCCUUGGACUCGGACGCACAGUACAGUGCCAUUCCUUUAUCUGUGAUGAUUCUUGUCCUUCUCCUCAUGUUCAUCGUGUCUGUUUUUGUGGCGGCAGGGUUGUUCGUGGUAAUGAAAAAGAGACAUCAGAAGAAUCAAAAUGAGCAGAACCACUCCAUGAAUGCUUGCAUCAGCUCACUCAACAUGGAAUAUGGCCUCUACAAAAAGGGAGCCAUUCCGAAAGUGAGAACAUCGGCUGGACACGUAUACGAGUAUAUCCCACCUCCCGCAGAAUCCACGUGCAGAACUGCGGCUCACACCCCGACGGACAGCAAAUCAGUGGAUGGAUUUAAAGACUUUGAUGAGUUGAGCGGCGCUUUUCUGGGUAACUCAGACGAAGAGGCAGUCAGUAAUGUAAUAAGCUCAGAAUACAGUGCCAAUACUCCAGAGCCUCUUAACAAGCCCUCCACCCCUCACCAAGAUGAUCCAUGUUACUACAGAGAUGCUCUUCAGCCUGACAAGAGCACGCGCUACAGCAAUACGCUACCAUGCAGGCACACGGCGCGUUCAUCGAAUCAGUAUACCUCAGACUUUGAUGCAAGGCAACAGUACAUGCACCCAGAUAGAAUACAACAGACAAUACUCUAUUGUGCAGCACCAAGUACUGUUUAUGUGGAGCCCAACAGGAGCGAGUACUGGGAACUUAAAGCAAAGCUUCAUAUUGAUCCUGAUUACCUUGAGGUUCUUGAAAAACGAACCACAUUUACACAGUUUUAAAGACUUAACCCGAAGACGGUCAUAGUGGACGCAUUGGUGCAAUGGAUCCAUUUUAAUCAGCAAGCGAACCAUGUCAUGCUUUGCAGAACUGAAUUUUAAAGGGGAACACUACAAAUAACUUUAUAUCAGUACUUUAUACCUUAGGUGGUUGGUUAAGAUUUGUAAACAUGAAUAAAAGGCCACAAUUCCAAGACUUUCAUGACGCAAUCCAUCAUAAAAUACAUCCUGGAGCUGUUUGAUUGACAUAAUGUGAGACUGAGCUUUUACCAAUAAAAUUAGCUGCAUUUCAAAAGUGUCAAUUACCGUGCAGACGAUAUGUUCUUUUCUCAGAAUAAACCAGAUUUUUGUGACAGACAAAUACAUGACUCAAAGCUGUUUUGUUUUUUUCUUAAAAUUCUUUAAGUUGAAACUCAAACAUGGGACAAAAUCAAAUUAAUUCUGCAAGCAAAUUUAUCUGUGACCCGAGUGUAGGUGUAGACAAAAGUCCCACAGCCCACGCAUCUGUGAAGAUACAUUGUGCUCCAGUUAAAUGUGAAGUCAUUUAGAGGUGUAUAUAUUCCUCUGGGAUGCACAGCUCUGGGAUCAUAAUAUUAGACCAUGAGAUCAUAAAACAAAUUAUAAUGUACUAUCUCAAAUCACAGAUUAUGAGGCCAGUAAAUCUCUGGGUAAGGAAAUAAUUAAUGUAUCCUAAAAAUAAACUGAACCAGCCUACUGCAUAUACUGCAGGGUAAUCUGGGAAAAUCAGCGGUGUUCCCCAAAAGCCUUCCUAUCUCUACAACAACUGCACUUUUUGGAUUAUAAACACAUGUUGUAUUGGUUUGAAUGUAAGUAUUGUAACUUCUCAGAGAUGUUGAAACUGAAAACAAUUAUAAUCACAACUGUAUUUGUAAACAGAAAGAAAUUUAGCUUUAACUGUUGGUGUGUACCAUAUGCCACCGAUGUGUACAAAUGCAUUUUCCUGGCAUUUUACAUAAACAUACAGCUUGAAAACACACUUCAUGUUCAUAAUUGAUGAACUAUAAUGAGGUAUUUUUUCGUUCGUACAAUAUCAAAGCACUUCAGAAAUCAGAUGAUAAUAUAUGCGAACUUUGACCCCCACAAGGAUAUUACGUCUGAAUACAUCUCCAAUUAUCCUCCAGUUGCAAUACGUCUGAGUAGAUUUACAAUAAAUACAAGUCAAAUACAUCUCCGUAUUCCUCUUGUUUGAAUUUCAGCUGAAAAACGUUUAAAAUUUCAUGUGGGCCUCAGGCCCAUAUAUACAUAUUUUAAAUGACUGCAUAUUUUUAUACAAACAAAUGUGGAUAUUGAGCUUUUUUUGAUUGUCCUUUCUUUUUCUUUUUUAAUUUAGAAAGAAAAAUGCACUAUUGACUUCGAAAGGUCAACAAUGAUGUCACUUUCUGAAAUGCACAAGAUGGUGUCACGUGCAUAUAGCCAUAGAAGUAGGUUUGAUAACUCCAUACACAUGUUGAAAACGUUGCACUAUGCAUUGAUAUAGAUUAUACUUAGACAAUCUGUACAAAAUACCCACGACUCCUGAUUUUCUAAAACUUUAUAUGCUUCAUGUAUUCAUGGGAUCGCAGUGUAGAUUUGUACAUAUUGCAUUACAAUGAAAAACACUGCGUCAUUAUGCGACAUUGUUUGUCUCUUCUUACUUUGUGUUGGAUGGUCUGAAAUCUGGCAAUUUGACUUUGCCUCUGUUUCUCUCUUUUUUAGGAGGGAUUGAUAGGUACUGUUACACAUGUGUGGAGGGGUGCAAACGCUUUAGCUAUUAGAUUGAAAAGCACAACUGGUGAAAGCAGCAGCUGAAUGAAAUGAGCCAUAUUUGUGCAUGGAAAUGUUCAGUGCUCUAAAAAGAAAAUAAAGCACAUCAUCCAGUCUUAAUGCAGUCUAACCAUUUUCUGGGUCAAUAGUGUAAGCCAAGAUAUGAGACUUUCCCGAGGAGUUUAAAAUUCACAUCAUAUGCAGUAUUAUGCACUGAGCCUGUCAUCUUAACUCAGCUAAUUAGAGGACGUGGUGUAUCUGGACCCUGUCAGCAUGUCACCAAGUGUUACACUGCAGCGUUAGUCAUGGUGUUUAUCAAGGAUACAGUCUUGGUUUGUUCCCUUUCACAUUUCCAGAGUAAUUUUGUGAUUAUUUUGUCACUUGACCCGUCGCUUGCUCAUUGGAAAUUUCUCAGAACAAACGAAAUGAAAUCUACACAGUAAAGCAUGAUGUAAACCUGCACAGGUUUGUACAAUGAAACGUGUUGCGUGUCAGAUUAUUUUAUAUCAAUAUGUUGCUGUGAAGUUUGUGGUGAAAACACUGUAAACCUGCAAACAUGCACAGACGGAUACACACAAAUUGUUUUUAUUGUGAUCAGUGGCUGGCAUGUAGUUACUAGUUUCAGUAUCACAUUUGAUCAUUGUCAUUUUUUCUAAAUGUCUGGUACAUUUCAAACAACCAAACUAAUGCAACAGAUGAGUAAAUAACAAAUCAAUGCAGGGCGAAUAAUCUAAUUUGCCUCUGCAUUUAGAGGAAAAUCCCUCUGAGAUAAUUGUUAAUGUUUUAUUUGUAAGAAUCUUGACAAGCCAACUGUGCAAUGGAAACAAUAUGUACUGUAUAUAUAAGCAAUUUGUAAUGCUAUCUUUUCUCUUCCUUCUUUUUGUAAUUGAUAACCAAAUGCAGAUAGCGUGAAUACUGAUAAUCCAAAAACAUGUGAAACUGAAAUUUGACUGUCCUGGGUAUAUGUGCAAAUGUUCCAUUUGCAAAGUAGAAGAGGUCCAGUCAGUGGCUUAUAUCCUAUUCCAGUUAUUAUAUUUCUUUUGUUUGUUGUUUUUCUUAUGAAACAGUGAUUUUCUAUGUCAACCUUUUAUUUGUAAAUAGAACACUUCAUCAGCAUUUCCAUGCAAACCUUGCAUCAGCUCUGAAAAGCAAAAACCUGCUCUCAUACUGCAAAAAAAAACACGGUCCAACUAGGAAUAUGUGGGGUAAAUAUAUCUAUGGUGUGCUGUUUCUUUAGUUGUUAGUUGAUGAAUAAAAGAUAUGCAUUCAUUUCAUUA
Molecule: messenger RNA, 6045 nt
Organism: Scophthalmus maximus (turbot)
Lineage: Eukaryota; Metazoa; Chordata; Actinopteri; Pleuronectiformes; Scophthalmidae
Gene: slitrk5b
Product: SLIT and NTRK-like family, member 5b
Exons: 2
Coding region: 404-3007 (867 amino acids)
Biological process (GO): regulation of presynapse assembly; positive regulation of synapse assembly; axonogenesis
Cellular component (GO): membrane
Molecular function (GO): protein binding
Source: RefSeq, a predicted model, not a curated record